AUGUCGUUUGCAAGCAGAAUGAUGAGCAUGAUGGCACUCUCUCUUCAAAUCAUUACAGCACUUGUCUUUAUUACCGUCGUCACUUUCUCCUCAUCACCUCCCGGCGGAUUCACCAUGGACCUAAUCCACCGUCGUUCCAAUUCAUCUUCAACUGGUCGUCGCUCUAACACUUACGAUCAACUCCGAUCAUCUCCUUACGCUGACGUCAUCCAUGAUACCCACGAGUAUAUUAUGAAACUCCAAAUCGGUACACCUCCUGUCGAGAUCGAAGCAGUCAUAGACACGGGAAGCGAGGUCAUAUGGACACAAUGUUUGCCUUGUCUUAACUGCUACCAUCAACGCAAUCCAAUAUUCGACCCUUCGAAAUCCUCCACCUACCAAGAUCUAAGAUGCGACAACACACCUGACCAUUCUUGUGUUUAUGAUUUUGUCUACGCAGACCAAAGCUAUUCCAUAGGAAGGCUUGCUACCGAGACUGUCGCGAUUAAAUCCACUUCUGGCCAGUCCUAUGUAAUGCCUAAAACCAUUAUUGGAUGUUCGCACAACAGCUCAGGGUUGUAUAGCUCCUCCUCUUCGGGCAUUGUUGGUCUAAAUUUAGGGCCGUUAUCACUCGUCUCUCAGAUGGGCAUAGGUGCAAUUUCUUACUGUUUCUCCUCUGAGGGAAGAAGUAGUAAGUUACACUUUGGAAGUAAUGCUAUUGUGUCAGGAGAAGGGACUGUAUCGACCCCUAUGUUUAUUGACAAGGAGAAACCUUGGUUCUAUUCCCUAAACCUAGACGCGGUCAGCGUCGAGAAGACUCGCAUUGAAACAUUGGGGACACCGUUCCACGCCGUAGACGGGAACAUGAUCAUAGACUCUGGAAGCACUUUAACCUGCUUGCCCGCGAGCUACUGCAGCCUAGUGAGGGAGGCAGUGGAAAAGGUUGUUAGAGCGGAACGAGUAACAUACGAGGACGACGAUUCGCUUUGCUAA
Molecule: messenger RNA, 972 nt
Organism: Eruca vesicaria subsp. sativa (arugula)
Lineage: Eukaryota; Viridiplantae; Streptophyta; Magnoliopsida; Brassicales; Brassicaceae
Source: the annotation of a GenBank genome assembly